This is a messenger RNA of Fonsecaea erecta, 1521 nucleotides long. RefSeq lists its product as hypothetical. The record is from RefSeq and is a predicted model, not a curated record. Lineage: Eukaryota; Fungi; Ascomycota; Eurotiomycetes; Chaetothyriales; Herpotrichiellaceae. The coding region runs from base 1 to 1521 and encodes 506 amino acids. The transcript has a single exon.
AUGCCUACUAAUAUCCCCAAGCGAACCCUGUCCCCAAUCAAGGCAAAUUCUGCUUCAUUCCUCGACGAUGCUUCAGCAGCAACGUCCGGGAAGGCGCCGCAGAAGAUUCAACUAGAUGCAAAAGAACCGACAAGGCUGGAACCGGGACCGGCGUCUCACCGCGCCACAAGCGAUACAUCUGCACGACUUCCCUGUGACCCGUCAAAGCCUCGUGAUUCUGGCGUUGCCACGAAGACUAGUACGAGGCCAACAAUUGCUGCUGCGCGUGGUGGCCAUUUAGUGCCCGGUCACUCUAGGAGCCAGUCAUCAAGUUACGCAAACACUAGACGCCCUACUCCAAGCGCGCCUAAAGUGGCAACUGCUACGGCGUUUUCGCGCUCGCAGCAUGCCCCCUCGGCCAAGGGUUCGGGGGACACCAGGUUGCCAGUUUCCAGGUCGCAUCACAGAGCCUUGAGUGCAUCCACACGGCCGAGACCAAACAACGACACUGGGGAAAACCCCCAGGAAACCGUCCACAAGGCCAACCGGCCGGUCGCCCCUCAUGUGCUUUCUGGAGGGAGUGCAUCGUCCGCCUCCGGUAGGCCAAUUGUGAGACCAGGCAGAAAGCCAGAGUUAGUGGCCUGUGAGCAACAUUCCGUUCCCAAGAAGCAUACGACAAAAUCAACCGCGGGCACCUCGCUUUCGCCCUUGGAAUCCCAACACGUCGCGGUACGCUUCGGCUCCGCAGCCCUCGCCAUACAAGGCACAGAAGCUGCACAUCUUGAAGACGAAUUACUCCAAUUGUCCCUUGUACACGAAAAGUCUGCGGCCACUCUCCAGUGUUACGAGGCAUCUAUGAAGUCGCAACUGAAGACGGGGCUCGAAGGUGUGGCACAUCAGCUAAGCACCCUCAGGUCCCUGCGGCAUGAUCGACAAGCGAACAUGAACGCGUUGGCGGUGAGCCGGUGGCUCGACCAGGAACCGACCCGUCACCAGGGAGACCCUGCAGGGUCAGACACAUUGCUUUUGCUGUCGCGAUGCCUGGAAGAGUUGCAAAAGAUCAGCAGUGUCCAUGGACCACUGGAGACUGCCAUGAAGCUAUUUGACGAGUGGCACGCCUACGCGUCUUCCACACGCCCGACCCAUGUCGGAGAUAAUCUGUUUCGUAAGGAUAAUAGCGAGGAGAAAGCACACUGUCUCCACUCAUUGGACCCACAGUGGUCAGCCUUGGUGUCAUCUGUGGACGACCGGGUCAGAGCCUGUGCGGCUUUAUUGGCGGCGCUCCAUAGGUCCCCCGGGUCUUCGUCAAUUGGAAUGUUGAUUGAGAUGCACCGCACGCUUGCUGAGCAGAUACAGCAAGAGAUUUGCAUUUGCAGGACGGUAGAAAGCCUGAUAUUGCGGCAACAGCAAGAGCGUCUUGCGAGGGACGUCGAACAAGCUCUGUCUGACGUGGAGUUACAUCAUUCAGGACAAGCUGUCCCUCACACUACCAGGAUGGGUAUAUGGGACCUUCGAGGAAAGGCUUGGGAGCCGCAGCGAUAG